AUGCCUCCUAAUCUCCGCUCCACUGCAAUUGCCCGCUUUAAUGACCCCAGAUCAUCCACGCAGGUCCUUGUGACCACAUACAAUUGCGGUGCGACAGGUCUCAAUAUGCACUCGCAGUGUGGUGGCAUUAUUCUUGACCAUCACAGUACCGACCUUCAGCCUUUGACCGAGGCCAGAAAUUUGAGUGGCAAGGAUACGUCCCUGGAGAACGUUGGCACCAUCCUCUUAGGCGAUAUCAAUUGUCACCCUUUGACCUGCUGUAGCUCUUCGGAAGCCACAGCGGCUACGUAA
Molecule: messenger RNA, 291 nt
Organism: Penicillium concentricum
Lineage: Eukaryota; Fungi; Ascomycota; Eurotiomycetes; Eurotiales; Aspergillaceae
Exons: 2
Coding region: 1-291 (96 amino acids)
Source: RefSeq, a predicted model, not a curated record